Messenger RNA from Pistacia vera, 2237 nucleotides. RefSeq names its product nodulin-26-like. The transcript is spliced from 5 exons. Gene Ontology annotation, molecular function: channel activity. The record is from RefSeq and is a predicted model, not a curated record. The coding region runs from base 1320 to 2144 and encodes 274 amino acids. Gene Ontology annotation, biological process: transmembrane transport. Gene Ontology annotation, cellular component: membrane. Lineage: Eukaryota; Viridiplantae; Streptophyta; Magnoliopsida; Sapindales; Anacardiaceae.
UUUAAUGAAAUGAAAAACACAGAUGAACACAGUUUAAUUGUUAGACUUUGCAUAUACUUGGUUUAGUCUAUUGCAUGAAAAAGGCUUUAGAGAGGUUUACUUAGUUAUAUCAAUGGCCUUGUUAGAUGUGUGGAAUAGAGUUGGCUAAGCUUCUGCGGAUAUUUGUCUCAACUCAAUUAGUUUUUCAAUUUAGCCACUGGAGAUUUCUUACCAAAAGAUUGUAUUAUGAUUAUGAAUGAUCUUUUCUUUGUGAUUUUACAGUUAUGGAUAGCAGUCUGCGUCGGCUCCAAGCAACCACCAGUUGUUCUUGGUUGAGCAGCAUGAGAAACUUCUGUUUCAAUUGAGGCACUGCCACUGGUAUUCUCAAAGGUUAUGCAGGACUGAGUGCUGCUGUAUUUACUGAAACCUAUAACAUGCUGUUCAAUAAUUCAUUUCCAAGCUAUUGCUGUUCCUUGCACUUGGGGUCCCUAUUCUAUGUUUGAUGAUGUUGUGCUUUGUCAGAGCAUGGACACUUUGCUUUCGGCCUAGUAGCUAGUUUUGUGCUUGGCUUCUUUCUUCUAACAAUCGUGGUAUUGGAUCAUAUGUUUCAUUUAAGUACCUUAAUGUCUUAUGUUUCUCUUGUUGUAAUGGUUAUCCUUCUCAUGCCUCCUCUGCCUAUUCCUGUAAAUAUGGACAUUUUACCAAAUCAAAGAUACUUGACCAACUGUUCAGGUCAAAGAGGAGGUAAUGGAGACAAAACAUUUGGGAUAGUAUUUUUUAUUAGCAGAUCCUUUUUACAUUCACUAAGUGGCAGUCUCUCUUUUGCCUGAUUGUAUCUAUUCUGCUUUUUGAACCAAUACUUUAUUCUAAAUUUUUACCCUCUUGUGGUGCCUCCAGAUUCCAUAACCCUCAGAUUUAGGAUAAUUUUAUUUUCUAUAGUCCAAAUAUGACUUGGUGCAUUUGUCACUUCCUAUGAGAAGACAAAAAAUUCAUAUGCAUUUAUGGUUCAAAACCUGUCAUCAUCAGGUAAAUUAUCAUCCCUUCUCAGUCAAAACAUGUAGAAUUUUAAAGCAUUGGAAUGUAGAGAGAACUAUUGGAAACAUCCAUUUGAUAAUUCCUAUGCUCACAAGUCUACUAUAUUCAUUUAUAUUUCCCACUUGGUUAACAUUGAAGUGAUCAUUUUUUUACAUUAACUUAGUACUUUACACCAAUCACAAAGCAAAACCAUCUAAAUGAUUGUGAACAUCUCAAUGCAACAAUGAUAUUCUUAUCUUGACAAGAGGAGAAUUAAAGCUUCUUUUAUUGAGGUUGGUAUCUAGCGUUAAGCAUUGAUUUCAAAUAUGGCUCAGGUUUCUGUGCCUAAUAAUCUUAGAUGUUCGCCAAAACCUCCAGUAUCUACUGAUCUGUCCCUAAUUGAAGAGGGCAAAGCCAGUCCUUCAGUAGCCUCUACCAUUACUGUUACUACUGUUUCUCCCACAAAUGCUCAUAAGAUAAUUGCAGAGCUUGUGGGAACAUUUGUAAUUAUGUUUGUAGGAUGUGCCUCCUGGAUGAUUGACCAAAGAUACCACAUUACCCUGGUGGGUGUUGCAGUAGCGUGGGGCUUGGUUCUGAUGGUUAUGAUAUAUACACUUGGCCAUGUCUCGGGUGCCCAUUUCAAUCCUGCUGUUACUUUUGCUUUUGCUGCAUCUGCAAAAUUUCCAUGGAGACAGGUACCAGUAUAUGUUGCAUUACAAUUGGCAGGCUCAACAUUGGCAGUACUAACACUAGCUAUGUUGUUCCGUGACCAAAUAAACAUAGGUGUGACAGUGACUCGAUAUUUAAGGCCAACAACUCAUUGUGAAGCUUUUGCUUGGGAGUUCAUUCUUUCAUUCAUUUUAAUGCUCACAAUCUGUGGAGUAGCAGCUGAUAGCAGAGCAAUCAAUGAGCUCUCCGGAGUCACAGUUGGAGCCACAAUGUUGUUUGAUGUCCUAAUAGCGGGGAGCAUAACCGGAGCUUCAAUGAACCCUGCAAGAAGCAUAGGUCCUGCCCUUGUUUCUGGACAGCUUCAUUCCCUUUGGCUUUACAUUUUGGCUCCUAUUCUUGGAACUACAACUGCUUCUUCAAUUUACUGUCUUGUAUGGCUUCCCUUGCCUGAGAAAUUUGAUGACCGGAAUAUCAAAGAGUAAUAUAGUCGUGACUGCGCUGGAGACAGACCCAAGUAUUAAUUUUGGACCCCUUUUGUUUUUACUAUAAAUCUCAUCUGAUAUCAGGUAUAUUUA